Triticum aestivum (bread wheat) is the source of this 1514-nucleotide messenger RNA. RefSeq names its product REF/SRPP-like protein OsI_017815. The coding region runs from base 214 to 750 and encodes 178 amino acids. Lineage: Eukaryota; Viridiplantae; Streptophyta; Magnoliopsida; Poales; Poaceae. The transcript is spliced from 3 exons. The record is from RefSeq and is a predicted model, not a curated record.
CUCCUCUCGUCUCCCACCCACCUCCGAUCCCAUCCCUCCAAAACCCUAACCCACACCCACACUCCUCCUUCCUCGGCUCCUCGCGGCCGCCACCUCCUCCCCGUCGCGCAGCGGCGCCCACCGCGUCACCUGCCGGCCGCCCUCGCGGGUGGCUGCGUCCACGGCGACGACGGAGGACACGGUCGGUCGUCUCCCUAUCCGCCUCUCUCCCUAAUGCCAUACCCAAUCCACCGCCAUCCUCUUCCCAGUGACCUCCAACCUCAUCGCCGGCAGCCCCUCCCCUUUCCUCCUAGAUCGACUCGAGCUGCUCAUGUCGUGGCCAGAUCUGGUAGGAACUCCCUCCCUCCCACCUCGUUCUGCAUCCCGGUAGUGAUGGCGCAGUCCGGCAACAGCGACGCCGCUCCGAUCAGCACCCAGCCCGCGGCGGAGGAGGUGACGGUGGAGAGGAUGCCCGAUGAGGAGGCGGCCAGGCUGAGGCACCUCGAGUUCGUGCAGCAGGCGGCGGCACAGGCGGUCGUGCUGGCGGCCACGGCCUAUGCCUACGCCAAGCAGGGCGCCGGCCCACUCCUCCCUGGCGUCGACCACGUCGAGGGGACGGUCAAGGCCGUCGUCGGCCCCGUCUACGACCGCUACCACGCCAUGCCGCUCGAUCUCCUCAAGUUCCUCGACCGCAAGGAAGAAGCUGCUGCUGCAGGUUUAUGGCACUUGCAGGGACAACACAAAUUCCAUCUUUUUUUUUCUUUGUUUUGAUUGAUGUGCAUUCAUUACCAAUUCCUGAGGAUGAUUUGUGUUCCUCAUGGCGAUUAGUCUCGGACGCUACAAGCUAUUCUCUGUUGUGUGGUAUAUCCUGAUUGGUGGCAUUCUAUGUGCCAACUUAUCCUGGAAAUGACACAUACAUUCAUAUGCAGUCCUCUGUUAUUUUUCUUUUCUCUGUGUUAAAUGAUCUAAAUGUUCGAACCAAAUGAUCUCAUAGUUUGAAUGCACCAUCGUUUUGCAUAACCUCGGUACAUUUACAUGCACACGCAUACACAUUUGACUGCUGAGUGUUUGAAUUAUUAGAAUGUGGGGGUUGGUCUGCUUAUUCCCAUGUUCUUAAGUUUUGUGUAUUUAGACUGUAACUCUUAAGAUAUCAUUGUAGCUGUAAGUAGACUGCAAGUUACCAGCUGAGUUUUGCUCCGUUGCACAGCAGUAAAUGCCUCUGCAAACAUGAUACUAUAUAUUUGCAUGUCAUAGUCAGCAGUUAGCGUGUGAAAAUGAAGUGAACCAUCAGCUAUGUUAUAUCUGUAGCUCGGCUCCGCACAUGUUUUUGUUUUGUUCUCAGUCUAAUUGUGGUGUGCCUUUGUGAAUUAAUCCAGUAGAUGCUUGAAAAUGAAUUAAUCCAGCUGAGUUUACUGUAGUAUUUCGGUAUGCACUCCUGAACAAGUUAAUGCUGUAUUUUGGUAUGUACUGAUGUACAUGUUUAAUGUGGUGUUUUGGUAUGUACUGCUGAGUUCAUAACCAUUUUGUUUUACAAC